AAAACUUGCUCAUUAUUGGAUGAUGAUUAUAUAUUUGAUAUAUCCUCAGCGUCAUUAUUUUCGUUGACGUAAUCAUAUUUUUUCUCUCAUAAUAGAUUUCCUUGUUUGUUACAAAAUUUCCAUUGCUAGGAGAUAUGUUUGUAUUUGCUGUUAUAAGUGGAUGAGUGAAAUCUUUUAGCCCAUUCAAUAGUGAUCAUCAUUUGACAAUCAUCGUCGACAAUCGACAAAUGGCUAUGAUACGUAAUUCUGGAAUAAUUUUUCGACAGCUUUUUGAUCGAACAUCAUGUACCUAUACAUAUAUGUUGGCUUGUUCAAAAACCAAAGAUGCCUUGUUAAUCGAUCCGGUUAAAGAAUUAAUUGAACGAGAUCUAAAUUUAAUCAAUCAAUUGGAUUUGAAGCUCAAAUAUGUACUCAAUACACAUGUUCAUGCCGAUCAUAUAACAAGCAGUGGACAGAUUAAGAAAAUAUUGGACGGAGUAAAGUCAAUAAUUUCAAAAGAGAGUGGUGCCGUUGCUGAUGUUCAUGUUGAAAAUAAUGAUUCAAUUAAACUUGGAGAAAAUAUCGAUUUAUUGGUCAAAAGUACACCAGGACAUACAAAUGGAUGUGUCUCAUAUUUUCUAGCUAACGGUCCAUGUGUUUUUACUGGCGAUGCCCUAUUGAUCCGUGGAUGUGGUCGUACCGAUUUCCAACAAGGCGAUUCUGGAAAACUCUAUGAUUCAAUACAUAGUCAACUAUUUACAAUACCGGAUGAAUGUAUUGUUUAUCCUGCCCACGAUUAUAAUGGCAAUACAUGUUCAACAAUCGGUGAGGAAAAACUUUAUAAUCCUCGUCUAUGUCGAACACGCGAUGAAUUCAUUGAUCUGAUGAAAAAUCUUAAACUUCAGCUUCCCAAAAUUGAUUGAUAUUGCCGUUCCAGCAAACAUGGUCUGCGGUGUUUAACCAACAAAUAACAAUGAUCCCCGAUUUGA
Dermatophagoides farinae (American house dust mite) is the source of this 968-nucleotide messenger RNA. Its product is annotated as persulfide dioxygenase ETHE1, mitochondrial. Gene Ontology annotation, biological process: hydrogen sulfide metabolic process; glutathione metabolic process. NCBI's taxonomy places the organism in Eukaryota, Metazoa, Arthropoda, Arachnida, Sarcoptiformes, Pyroglyphidae. The record is from RefSeq and is a predicted model, not a curated record. Gene Ontology annotation, molecular function: sulfur dioxygenase activity.